AUGUAUACACAUUCAACCAAUACCGAGGCUCAAUCCUCUACAGGCAAGAUACCCCAUUACCGUUCUUAUUCUCCCUUUAAAUCCGACUGGAAUGAUGCUUCCAGACUUCCUUCUACCUUACCUGGUGUCCAUUCCUUGCUGGCCUUAUCUCAGGGGUGUCUCACCAUCUGUGGAUAGCUUGGGGUGGACUUACUGUGUUGGAAUUGGUUUAGAUGUCAAGAUCGCUUGAUGUGCUCUUGAUUGGACACUUGGGAUCAGUUAAUUUGGAAAGGAAGAGGAGGGGAACAUGGAGUUGGAGCAUAGUGACAGGGUUUCUCCCGCCCUCUUUUUUAUCUUAGGUUCUUUAGAUGCACUGGAAAAGCCACGGUUCCUUUGAAAAUGCUUGGCUUGACCAGAUGAGCCAUCUGAACCAAGUUUAAUUGUCUGAUGAUGGAGAUGGCUCGUGACAAGAUUACCAUGUUGACAUGCUGUUGUUUUUUGUUACUAAUUUGAGACAUUUUGACAUUAAACGACAACCUGAAAGUUUUGGAAAGAUGUAUAGCUAGUCUAAAGUAAAUUACUUACGGUUGCUACAGUGUUGCUAAAGUUAGAAGGCUGCCUUGGCUACGUAGGAAAGUGACGUGUGUGGAGUUCUACACAUUACAAUCUUGUUUAUGGGCAUAGGAAAUGCACCAUGUUGCUUGAUCUCAUGGAUUGAAGGCACAAUGGAGUGAAUUUUGUGACAGGACGUUUUCUUGUCACCUGUUUAUACGCUAAUUUUAUUACAUAAUUAGCUUAUAGGUCAAAUUUUGUAUUAUUUAUAAAAUUUGAACAACUUUUAUUUUGUGAGUUUGUUUGCUUUCUAUUUUUAUAAUAUUUAUUAUUUAUUAAUUUUUUAUGUCUACAGUGUUGCCUAGUUUCAUCACCCUGUUUUUCAAACCUAAGGAUGUAGGUUCAUGCUUUUCUCAUUGAUGCCAUUGUGGCAAUGGCAUCGUUAUUGUGGUCAUAGCAACUUUUUCCGUUUGUUUCCACAAGAAAUGCCUCGCAAUUAUCUCAUCUGUCCACUGAGAAAAUCGAAUUUAAAUGAUGAUGAUGAUGAUGGAUUUUUUUUUAUUUCAGUAAAAAAAGAAGCGGUUCAGACAGACAAAGCACCUGCAGCAUUAGGACCAUAUUCGCAGGCUAUUAAAGCCAAUAACCUCCUCUUUGUUUCUGGUGUCUUGGGCCUUGUUCCUGAGGUUUGCUUUUGGUUUGACACUUGAUUUGUCUGUUAUGCCAAUGCAUAUAUUGCAUUAUAGGUGCUGCCGUUCUUGGUUCUAUCUAAUAGUUUGCAGUUUUUAUUCGCAGACAGGUAAAUUUAUCUCAGAUGGUAUAGAGGAGCAGACAGAGCAGGUAACGGGGAUGUUGAUAUCUUUUCUACUGAUUCAGUAUAUUUCCGUUUUAUGCCUUGCUAUUCAUCUAUGCAUCCCACAUCUUGAGUUAUGCUGGAUACUUUAAUGUGUAAAAGUGGACGAAGGGAAUGCUCAGUAAUUUUCAUUAUAUCUGCUGGUUACUUUUUAAUAAUUUUCACAAGCAUCACUUACCAAAAAUCUUGUAGAACGGUCUUAUCAGUCAAGAACUUUGCACCACUCCGUUGCAAUUGGUGUCGUUCUCGUCUCGUCUUCUUCUGGAUUUUAUAGCUUUACAUAUCGUCAUUUGUCGUGUGAGAAUUCAGGUUUACUUUCCCCUUUUUUACUGAAAAUCAGAAUUGUCUUUGCCCAACUAUCAUCUAUGCUCACAUUCAGUGGUCUUUCCAUGCGUCUUGAAGUGUAGGUACCAAUAAGCUAAAUAAACUGCUAUAUUCUUCGUAAUAGUGUAGGCCAGGCUUAGCUUGCUUUCUUCACUAAAAUAGACUCUUUGAAAAAAAAUGCUGUGUUGCUCACCCCCUCUGGUCUGGGUGGAGUUUCCUCCCGCACAUAAACUGAGAGAAAUUCCUUUCGGUGCUCUGAACUUAACAUGGUAGAUGCAAAAAACCUGCAGGUAUUGAAGAACAUGGGAGAAAUACUAACGGCAAGUGGUGUCGGCUAUUCCUCGGUUGUUAAGACAACUAUCAUGUAUAUGGCCGGCCGUUCAUCUCUCUUUGUUGGGCAGUAUUUUCUUAAAUUGGGGUUUAGUUUCUUAGGAUGUCCUUCUUUGUGCAGGCUAGCGGAUCUUAAUGACUUCAAGAAGGUGAACGAAAUAUACGCCAAAUGUGAGUUAAUUUUGUGAUGACUUCCACUUCCAACCUGCUGUUGCUGCUGCUUCUGCUGCUUCUGCUGCUUUGGAAAAUAUACUAAUUAUGUUAUGCAUCUAACAAAUAACUUGUUUCUUCUUGUCUUCUCUUUUUAGACUUCUCAUCGCCUGCUCCUGCAAGGUCAACUUAUCAGGUGGCGGCACUGCCCAUGGACGCCCGGAUUGAGAUUGAGUGCAUAGCGGCACUGUAG
Molecule: messenger RNA, 2438 nt
Organism: Spirodela intermedia
Lineage: Eukaryota; Viridiplantae; Streptophyta; Magnoliopsida; Alismatales; Araceae
Source: the annotation of a GenBank genome assembly